AUGGCGCUCCGGACAACCCAACGCGCACCCCGUAGCUGUUUCGCAUGCUCAUCCCGCAAGGUCAAAUGCGACAAGAAUGUUCCAUGCUCAACCUGUAUCAAGCGAGGGCAAGCAGAUGCCUGCGCCAGAGAGAUGGUCAUUGUGCGGGGCGCCAUCACGACAUGGACGGACUCGCCGGAUCAUCUCACGUAUGACGAGCUCAGGGCUGACAAUCAGCGUCUUCGUGACGAGAUUGAGUUGUUGAAGCGGCAGCAAGUCUCCAACUCACCUGCUUCACGCGGCGAAAGGCUUCGAAGAAGUCUAGGAAAUGAUGAUGAACUCGAGAAGAGACUAUGGAAACUCGUCUCCACGUCAUCGCCAGCUUCGCCCACGGCGACCGACUGGGGGAAUAUCGUGAUGCCUAGCCGUCGAUGUAGCGAACAACUCGUAGAGUUUGACCGCGUAUGGAACUCAUGGGUUCAUUAUGCUCUCGAGUAUCCAGCCUUUGAAAACGAGUGUGACGAGUUUUAUGCAGAGCUCGAAAAGGGAGGCUCAUUGGAAGACUAUGAUCCGGCAUGGUUGGCGGUAUACUUUGCCGUUUUAUGCGCUGCUCUAUUAAUGAUGGCUGAAGAUGAAGCCAGCCGUGUAUUUCUCCCUAAAGGUGAGCCAAUCGCCCAUCGUCACUUGUUGACCAUCGCUCAAAGCUUCACAGGGUUGGACCAAAGGAGAGCAGGCAAGAUGUGGUACGACGCUUCCAUCUUCUGCCUCCAUCGCUCUGACUUCAUGAGAACACGCUCAAUCCGCUCCGUCCAGGCAAUCGCCAUCCUCGGAAUGUGUUUCAACAACUGGGGAGACUCAGACUUAGAUGUCCAUCUGUGGAGUUGCGCUCUCCGGAUAGCACAGAGCAUUUCUCUACACAACCCCCCAUCUCGCGCAACGAACAUACUCAGUGCAGAAGGUCAACGCCGACUCUGGAUGCGAGUCCCCUACCAAAUACCACAAGUUGAUGAAGUAGACUUCGACAUGACUCUACCAGUAUCUACAAUGACGCCCGACGAAAACAUGCAUGUAGAUCCGGUUCAUUAUCACACAUUCAUGGCCAGAGCAGCCACUGCGUACUAUAGGUUCUGCGUGGCUAUCCGAGCCGCAGUCAAACCGAUUGAGGAAGCCGUUAGAAAGGCAGACGAGGAACUCGCCGAAGUUAUCAACACUCUACCCGAGUAUCUGAAGCCCGACAAUUCGGGAAGCGAGCACGUGCGCCAGCUGGAAGAAACCCAACCCUGGGUCAAGUGGCAAAGGUUUGACGUGACUGUUGUCCUCCUACAUCUCAGGGUACGGAUCAAUCGUGCGCUCCAAGCACAAUGGCAGGCAGAUCCCCAACGAUACUCUUGGGCAAAAACAAUAAGCGUCACGUCGGCAAUGAGUGUGAUAUGGAUUAAUCAUAAUUGGGACCAGCCAGCGUCUAUGCGCAAGCAGUGGGCUCUGUCGUUUCACGUCUUUGUUGCUGCGACCUUGUUGUUGCGCGAGCAUCAAACAGCUCCCGACGAUCAAGAUGAGGCAUAUUGGGAAUCCAUGAACACCGCUCUAUACCUUUUAGACCAAGUCAAGGACCAAAGCGCAGUUGCUCAACAGGCUGCCGCCAUUCUAAGAACAGAAAUAAACAAUGGAUGA
Clonostachys byssicola is the source of this 1650-nucleotide messenger RNA. Lineage: Eukaryota; Fungi; Ascomycota; Sordariomycetes; Hypocreales; Bionectriaceae. The record is from the annotation of a GenBank genome assembly.